Molecule: messenger RNA, 1276 nt
Organism: Cydia fagiglandana
Lineage: Eukaryota; Metazoa; Arthropoda; Insecta; Lepidoptera; Tortricidae
Exons: 2
Coding region: 9-1247 (412 amino acids)
Source: RefSeq, a predicted model, not a curated record
CUCGUAAAAUGCCACGAAAGGUUUCACGAUUUCACUGGGAAUUGGCGGAAAUAAUACAGAAAACAGCGAAGAUAAUUGACAUUCAUGACAUCGAGUACGUUAUACAAUACGGGUGUGACGAUGUCGAUACUUUCUAUAGUAAUACGUAUCUAGUUGACAUCAGUGGCAAAAGAAAUGGACCAAAAAUAAAGAAGAAGAUUUUAAUAAAGUGUCAUUUAGAUCUAAAUCAGCGCGCGAGUUUCAGAGAACUUUACAAGAGAGGUCACGUGUUUUAUAACGCCAUAGUUCCCAAGUUGCUUGAGAUUCAAAGAACUUUUAAAGUGAUUGAAGGAUUGAAAAUGAAAUUUCCGAAUUGUAUUUAUAGCAGUGAUGAAUAUAACAAGGAAGUGAUGGUUUUAUCACAAAUGCUGGAUAAGUAUAAUAUACAUAACAGAUAUCUUUCGAUUAACAUCGAUCAUGCUAAAUUGACUCUGAUAAAUAUGGCUAAACUACAUGCCCCGUCUUUUGUAUGGGAAACAUAUUAUUCGGAAGAAUUUGAUAAGAUUAAGACUAUAUUGAGCAAAAAUGUGCAGUAUUCAGACCUUGUUAAACUACCAAACUCUAUGAAAUAUUGUUAUGAUACUUCAGUUAACGUAGUGUUGAAUUCAACGUAUAAAGAAAAAUUAAGGGCGCUUGAUGGACAUAUAUUGGCUAUUUUGAAAACACCUCCACCACUUCAGUACAGUACUAUUUGUCACGGGGACUGUUGGAUUAAUAACAUACUUUUCAAAAAUCAGGGGACGAGACCGGUAGAAGUAAUGUUCGUCGACUAUCAGCUGAGCCGGUACGCGUCUCCGGUCUCGGAUAUAUCAUACUUCCUAUACAUGUCGACGGAACGGGAGUUGCUCUCUCAACAUUACGAAACCCUUAUCAAUGUUUACUAUGGAACGCUAGCAGGAGUCCUUCGGCAAUGCAAUCUUAAAAUAGAACAAGUCUACCCAGAAACAAUAUUUAGACAACAUCUUAAAGAAUACUCAGUUUUAGGUUUAAUAGAAGCCUUAGUCUCGAUGAAAAUUAUAACAGCGGACAAUGACGAUGCAAUAAAAAUGACGGAAAUGAGAUACAAUCAGCCCGAUGUUGAAAAUGCUGGUAUAGAUGAGCAUAAGUUCAACAACCAGAAUCUAUUUAUAGAAAGGGUAAACGCUAUAGUAAACUCGUUCUUCCAAAUGGAUUACUCAUUAACGUCAGUGAUUAAUUUAGACAAAUGAUUGUGAAUAAAUUUCCUAAAGAACCUUGU